CAUCGCAACGGCAAAGUCGAUCCAUGUGUUCUACAACUCACCGACUGAACGGUUAUUCACAACUAUGCCCAAACUUUCCGAAGCAUCUCUAAACGGCAAAUGAAAAAAAAAAAGUUAAUAUUAUAAUGCUUUCGUGUACCCAAAGAGGAAAAUACGGGAAAUCGAGGAGAUGAUAGUAAAGAAGAAAUUAGCGUGAAAACAGACAAUAAUACAAUGUCCAUUCUGAAGGUAUGGAGCUCUAUGAUUACAUAGGCUAUUUCUAUGUUUGAAAAACGCAAAAGAAAGGAAAAGUUUGGGAGAGUUUGAGGCAAACUAUGGCGCGAGAGAAGAUUGGAGAAACCGAAGUGGUCAAAGUGAAGAAACAGAGGAAGAAAACCAAGAAGGAACACAAAACACGGACUGUGCAUUCUAACAUUUUAUAUGAUCGAACCAAAGGCGAGGACAACCCAAAUAGACACUAUUCAGACAACAAGAUUAAAACCACAAAAUACACCCUUCUCUCUUUUCUACCGAAGAAUCUGUUCGAGCAGUUCCAUAGGUUUGCCAACGUAUACUUCGUGUUCAUCGCUCUGCUCAAUUUUGUUCCAGUUUGUAAUGCUUUCCAACCACAGCUGGCCCUGGCACCAGUGGUGUUCAUCCUGUCGGUCACUGCCAUCAAAGACCUUUGGGAGGAUUACAGAAGACACAGAUCCGAUAAAGAAAUCAACCACAUGGAUUGUUUGAUCUAUAGCAGGCCAGAGCACCAGUACCUGGAACGGUUCUGGAAGGAGGCCCGUGUUGGGGAUUUCAUUAGACUGCGCUGUAACGAGAUCCUGCCUGCAGAUGUUCUACUGCUCAGUUCCAGCGACCCGGACCGCAUGGUCCACAUCGAGACAGCUACCCUGGAUGGAGAGACCAACCUCAAGCAGAGACAAGUGGUCCGCAGCUUCCUGGACCUGGAUUGUGAUUUUGACCCGUCCAGAUACAACAGCGUCAUAGAAUGUGAGAAGCCGAACAACGACCUGGCCAGAUUCAGAGGCUACAUUACCCAUCGCAGUGGAAGAAGAGAUGGCCUGUACAAAGACAACUUGCUGCUGCGGGGCUGUACUAUCCGCAACACAGAGGAGUGUGUGGGGAUAGUCAUCUAUGCAGGUCAUGAGACUAAAGCCAUGCUGAACAACAAUGGCCCCCGCUACAAACGCAGUAAACUGGAGAAACAGAUGAACGUGGACGUGGGCUGGUGUGUUAUCAUCCUAUUGGUCAUGUGCCUGUUCUCUGCUAUCGGUCACGGGUUGUGGAUGUAUCAGUACGGAGAUAAGAGACCCGUGUUUGAUGUUCUUAGUCCUGAAGGAGCCGACCUGUCGCCUGUCCUGUCUGCCGUCUAUCUCUUCCUCACCAUGAUUAUCGUCUUUCAGAUCCUGAUCCCCGUCUCGCUGUUCGUGUCCAUAGAGAUUGUGAAGAUCUGCCAGGUGUAUUUCAUCCAUCAGGACCAAGACCUGUACGAUGAGGAGACGGACUGUCAUCUGCAGUGUCGAGCUCUGAACAUCACCGAAGACCUUGGACAGAUGCAGUACAUCUUCUCUGACAAGACCGGAACACUCACAGAGAACAAGAUGGUGUUCAGGAGAUGUACGGUGGCCGGGGUGGAGUAUAGUCACGAUGCCAACGCGAGGCGUCUGGCCAUGUACCAGGACCUGGUGGACUCAGAAGAGGAGGACUGUACGUCCCACAGUGGCACCUUGCCCAGACGGGACAGCGUCACCAGCAACCAGAGUGCUGCCAAGGUGGUACUCCGCUCCCAGAGCACCAAGUCCCACCGCAGGACUGGCAGUCGGGCCGAAGCCAAGAGAGCCAGCAUCCUGUCCAAACACACUGCAUUCAGCAGCCCCAUGGAGAAGGAUAUCACCCCUGACCCCCAGCUCCUGGACAAGGUCAACCACUGCAGCAGCCAGAUGACCUUCAAGAGGUUCCACAGCCAAUCCCUGUCUCAGCUGCCCUCUGACCUCACUGACAUCAUCGACUUCUUCAUCGCCCUCACCAUCUGUAACACAGUGGUGGUGUCAUCGCCCAAUCAGCCACGACAGAAGGUGCGAAUGAGGUUUGGGCUGAAGUCCCCAGUGAAGACUAUCGAGGACUUCAUCAAGCGCUUCACCUCCAGUCGUCUCACCUCCAACUCCAACAGCAGCAGCUCUUCCAGCCUCAACCGCUCCUCCCACCGCGAAUGUUCCAGUGUCCUCUCCUCCCCCUCCGCCGAGAGCACCCUGACUAAGUUAGAUGAGGAGCAUCACCCUGGAGGUCCGGGUGGUUUGGAGCAUGCCUUCUCCCCCGUCCCUCCUCACGCUACCGAGGGAGAGCCCGGGGCCGUAGAGGAAGGAGAGCUCCGCUACGAAGCAGAGUCACCUGACGAGGCUGCCCUGGUGUAUGCGGCGCGUGCCUACAAGUGUUCUCUGGUUGGCCGGCUACCUGAUCAGGUGACGGUGGAGCUACCUCACCUGGGGAAGCUAAGCUUUGAGCUGCUCCACACUCUGGGGUUUGACUCCACCAGAAAGAGGAUGUCUGUGGUGGUGAGACACCCGCUAACAGACCAGAUCACCGUCUACACUAAAGGAGCUGACUCUGUCAUCAUGGACCUCAUCACACUGCCACCUACAGAUGAUUCCAAAGGGAAACGCCAAAGAAAGAUCCUGUACAAGACCCAGAAUUACCUGAACCUCUACGCUGCUGAUGGUCUCCGGACUCUCUGCAUCGCAAAAAAGGUUAUGACUAAGGAGGAGUAUGCUGUCUGGUUGCGACAUCAUCUGGAGGCAGAGACGGCCAUACAGGGAAGAGAAGAGCUGCUGUUUCAGUCUGCUCUGAGGCUGGAGAUCAACCUGCAUCUAUUGGGAGCAACGGGUAUAGAGGACCGUCUACAAGAUGGUGUCCCAGAGACCAUUGCGUCGCUGCGGAAGGCAGGGCUCCAGAUCUGGGUUCUGACAGGGGACAAACAGGAGACAGCCAUCAACAUCGCCUAUGCUUGCAAGCUGCUGGAACCUGACGACGAGAUCAUCACACUCAACGCUGACUCUCAGGAGGCGAUGGCAGUCCUUCUAGAGGAGAGUCUACACUACAUCCAGGCUAAGUUCCUGUCCUCGGAUCCUUCCAGAUCCUUUCAGAAAGACUACGCUCCCGCCUACUCCUUCCCCCCUCCUCCUCCCUCCUCCUCCUCCCAGACCCAGUCCUUCCUGGUGCACCGGCUGGGUCUGGUGAUUGACGGGCGGACGCUGGCCUACGCGCUGGACAGCAGCCUAGAUGAGAAGUUCCUGGCGUUGGCGAGGAGCUGUCGGUCAGUCCUCUGCUGUCGCUCCACACCGCUGCAGAAGAGUAUGGUGGUUAAACUGGUCCGGAACAAACUGAAGGUCAUGACGCUGGCCAUAGGUGAUGGGGCAAAUGAUGUCAGCAUGAUUCAGGUGGCUGAUGUGGGCGUCGGCAUCUCAGGACAGGAGGGCAUGCAGGCUGUGAUGGCUAGCGACUUUGCCCUACCGCGGUUCCGGAACCUUCAGAAGCUCCUGCUGGUUCAUGGUCACUGGUGUUACUCCAGACUGGCCAACAUGAUACUCUACUUCUUCUACAAGAAUGCAAUGUUCGUAGCUCUGAUCUUCUGGUACCAGUUCUACUGUGGUUUCUCUGGGUCAGCCAUGAUAGACCAGUGGUAUCUGAUCUUCUUCAACCUCAUGUUCUCUGCCUUCCCUCAACUCAUCACCGGAACCCUGGAUAAAGAUGUGUCCUCAGAGACCCUCCAAGAACUGCCUCAGCUCUACAUGAACGGACAGAACUCAGAGGAAUACAAGCCAUAUAUGUUCUGGAUGACCAUGAUAGAUGCCUUCUACCAAAGCCUGGUCUGCUUCUUUAUACCCUACUUUGCCUAUGCUGACUCUGAUGUGGACUUGUUGACCUGGGGAACCCCCAUCACCACCUUGGCUCUGUUUACUAUACUGAUACACCUGGGCUUGGAGACCAAGACCUGGACGUGGAUGAACUGGGUGUCCAUCACCUUCAGUGUGGGUCUGUUCUUUACUGUGGCUCUGUGUUACAAUGCCUCAUGUCCCACAUGCUACUCCCCCUCCAACCCUUACUGGACCAUGCAGAGACUGCUGGGGGAACCACUCUUCUACCUGCUCUGUAUCAUCACUCCUGUAGCCGCACUGCUGCCCAGAUACUUCUACAGGGCGUGUCAGAGCUCUCUGUUCCCCACUCCAGUCCAGGUCGGCAGGCAUCUGGACAAACUGCCCAGUGACACCCUUGGAAACAUCCUCAGUCUCAGCCGGGUCCAGGCCGGGUCGCUUCUGCAUCUCAGACCGCCCUUCCUGUCUUCACUUUCCUUCACUGGACCCUUGACUAAAGACUGCAGCCACAGGGCCACCUCCACCCAGAACCAGUACAGCUUCACCAGGGGCCCGGCCAAGAAUCCUGAGGGCCGCCUGGACCUGUCCUUACGGGGGGAUGAGGCUGGGAAGGAUCAGGGGAAGGGCUGGGGCUCUGGUAGUCCUGGAGACGGUCAGAGGAGGCUUGAAGAUGAUGAUCAGUACACACUGGCCUCCACAGAGACUGAUACUCUGCCUUAUACCAAAGCCAAAGAAGCUCCUCGGCCUGAUGCAGGGGCUGGGAGUAUGGCUGGGGCUGGGAGUAUUGUUGGGAGUAUGGCUGGGGCUGGGAGUAUGGCUGGAGCAGGGGCUGGAGCAGGGGCUGGGAGUAUGGCUGGAGCAGGGGCUGGAGCAGGGGCUGGGAGUAUGGCUGGAGCAGGGGCUGGGAGUAUGGCUGGAGCAGGGGCUGGUAGUAUGGCUGGAGCUGGGGCUGGAGCAGGGGCUGGGAGUAUGGCUGGAGCUGGGGCUGGAGCAGGGGCUGGAGCAGGGGCUGGGAGUAUGGCUGGAGCAGGGGCUGGGAGUAUGGCUGGAGCAGGGGCUGGAGCAGGGGCUGGGAGUAUGGCUGGAGCAGGGGCUGGAGCUGGAGCUGGGAGUAUGGCUGGAGCCGGGCCUGAUGACCUCCAGACUCCUCUCACCCAGGACAAUGACAGUCAGGACAUUACUCUUCUUGAUCCCUCGGACCUGAGUCUGUCCAGCUUGAUCACCUCCACACCCCUUCUGACCACAACCCGGUCAGAAACCAUCCAACUGACUCUGCCCCCUGCUGGUGGUUCCCAGUCUGCAGCCUACAGACGGAACUAUGAGAACCAUGACACUACGCCUCACAGACCACCUGACCACAGGCUCCUCCCUCCUACAGACAGACCGGACCGCCCCCAGGCCACGCCCACCUGUCCUAAAGAAAACUCGUGGCUCCAAACCACCUCUCUAUGAUGUAUUAUAGUCUUAAUAUCUAUGUAUUAUUCUUCUCAGAUUUUCGUGAUAGCUCUAUUUGAAUUCUAUUUUUCAAGAGGAUUAUUUUAUCAAAAGUUAUUAUCAUCAUUAUCGUGUACAUUUUAGAUGUUUUAUGUUAAAGGUCCAAUAGCAGCCGCUUUUAUCUCCGUAUCAAAUCAUUUUUGGGUAACAAUUAACUACCUUAACUGUGAUUUGUUUUCAAUUAAAAAGGGUCAAAAAGAAAACAAAUAUAGCUUCCUUGAAAAUAUCAAUUUCUUCAAGCAAGAAUGUAGCGAGGACUGCCUGGGAGUGGUUAGAGUGGGGGAGGGGCAAACUGAAAACUAGCUGCUAUUGGCAGAGAGAGUAUUGGAACUCUUUAUUAUUGGUCUAUUAACUAAUGUCACCAGGAAGGCCAAAACGACAUCCCACCAAAACAGGCUGAGAUUUGAGGAGGUCUUUUCAAACUGCUUUUUUUACACUAAAAGGGCAUUAUUAUAAUGUUCUCAAUUUCACAGUAUUAUUCCAAUAUCAUAGUGUGGAAAUAUACACUCACCGGACAGUUUAUUAGGUACACCCAUUUAGUAUCGCGUCGGACCCCCCCCCCCCCCCUUUGCCUCCAGAACAGCCGUAAUUCUUCGUGGGCCUGGAUUCUAAAAGGUGUUGGAAACAUUCCACAGGGAUGUUGAUCCAUGCUGAGAUGAUGUCAUCGCACAGUUGCUGCUGAUUGGACGGCGGUACGUUCAUGCUGUCGGCAAACAGUCUGUUCCAUCUCCGUUCCCAAAGAUACUCUUAUUGGCUUUGGACAGCAACAAUGUUCACAUGCUGUUGAGUUCAAUAGGUAUCAAGGGACCUAAAGGUGUGCCAGCAAAACAAUUCCCCACAGCAACAUCCUGUACCGUUGAGACCAGGCAGGAUGCUGACUCUGACAUGAGCAUGACGCAACAGGAACUGGGAUUUGUUCGGACCAGGUGAUAUUUCCACUCCUCAGUUGUCCAGUGUUGGUGAUCGCUUGCCCACUGGAACCGCUAGCUGAUAGGAGUAGAACCCGGUGUGGUCGUCUGCUGCAAUAGCCAAUCCGUGACAAGGACCGACGAGUUGCGCGUUCCCGAGAUUCCGUUCCGCACACACCACUGUUGUACUGUGUCGUUAAUUGUCUGGUCGUGGCCCGCCUGUUUAGCUUGCACGGUUCUUCUUCGACCUCUCUCAUCAACGAGCUGUUUUCACCCACAGGACUGUCGCUGCGGGGAUGUUUUUGUUUGUCGACCCUUGACACGGUCGUGCGUGAAAAUCCCAGGAGGCCGUUUCUGAGAUACUGUAUCCGGCGUGUCUGGCACUGACGAUCAUACCACGCUCAUAGACGCUUAGGUCACUCGUUUUGCUCAUUCUAACGUUAAAGUGAACAGUAACUGAAUGUCUUGCUGCCGGUGUGCCUGCUGCCGGUGUGCCCGCUGCCGGUGUGCCUGCCGCCCGGUGUGCCUGCUGCCGGUGUGCCUGCUGCCGGUGUGUCUGCUGCCGGUGUGCCUGCUGCCGGUGUGCCUGCUGCC
Molecule: messenger RNA, 6856 nt
Organism: Salvelinus fontinalis (brook trout)
Lineage: Eukaryota; Metazoa; Chordata; Actinopteri; Salmoniformes; Salmonidae
Gene: atp10a
Product: ATPase phospholipid transporting 10A
Exons: 21
Coding region: 315-5312 (1665 amino acids)
Biological process (GO): phospholipid translocation
Cellular component (GO): plasma membrane
Molecular function (GO): ATP binding; ATP hydrolysis activity; magnesium ion binding
Source: RefSeq, a predicted model, not a curated record